CUUCAUACCUUAUCAAUGCCAAGCACAAAAGAAGGGAAUAUUGCAGAUGUUAGUAAAUGGGAGGAAAAAGAUCAUGUCAAAAUCAACAUUGCAGCCGAUCGGAAAGACAUAGAGCUGAGCAUUGAGGACGCAAGCAAGCUAAAAAUCAAAUAUAAGAAGCGUCUCCAAAUGAUCAUCCCAAAGCAGCAAGAAUCUAACAGCUCUGACACCAAUGAAACUCAGCCAGUGAAUACUACUAGCAUCCCAAAGGAGCAAGAAUUUAACAGGACUGACAUCGACAAAACUCAACCAAUGAAUACUACUAGCAUCCCAAAACAAGAAGAAGAUAGCUCUGACACCAACAAAACUCAGCCUAUGAAUACUACUAGCAUCCCAAAGCAGCAAGAAUCUAACAGCUCUGACACCAACAAAACUCAGCCAGUUUAUACUACCAGCAUCCCAAAGCAGCAAAAAUCUAACCGCUCUGACACCAACAAAACUCAGCCUGUGAAUACUACUAGCAUCCCAAAGCAGCAGGAAUGUAACAGUAUUGACACCAACAAAACUCAGCCUAUGAAUACUACUAGCAUCCCAAAACAAGAAGAAUCUAACAGUUCUGACGCCAACAAAACUCAGCCUGUCAAUAUUACUAGCAUCCCAAAGCAGCAAGAAUAUAACAGUUCUGACACCAGAAAAACUCAGCCAGUGAAUACCAUCAGCAUCCCAAAGCAGCAAGAAUUUAACAAUUCUGACACCAACAAAACUGACCAGUUUGUGAAUACUACUAGCAUCCCAAUGCAGUAAGAAUCUAACAGCUCCGACACUAACAAAACUCAGCCACUGAAUGCUACUAACAACUCUCCGGCUGCGAAUACUUCUUACAACCCGGAGGUCACGAUUGAUGAGUCAGAAAAAGGUGCUAGGAAAGGAGGGAGUAGUGAACAAAAAGGAAAUGAAACUAUGUUAGAAAAUGUCAUGACCAAGUUGAAGUUGUGCAAGGGGACCGUUAUAGCGGGUUUUAUAGCCUUUUCAUUAGGGUUUUUGCUGCGUCCAAAAUUCAAAGUAGCUGGACAUUGAUGGAAGGAGUUGGUGAAUCAAUCAACCUGCAGUGUUUGUUUAUGAUGCAUUUGUAUAUUCACUCAUUCAUCUCAUGGUUGUACCC
Molecule: messenger RNA, 1141 nt
Organism: Vitis riparia (riverbank grape)
Lineage: Eukaryota; Viridiplantae; Streptophyta; Magnoliopsida; Vitales; Vitaceae
Product: dentin sialophosphoprotein-like
Exons: 2
Coding region: 16-783 (255 amino acids)
Source: RefSeq, a predicted model, not a curated record